Molecule: messenger RNA, 1164 nt
Organism: Camelina sativa (false flax)
Lineage: Eukaryota; Viridiplantae; Streptophyta; Magnoliopsida; Brassicales; Brassicaceae
Product: putative axial regulator YABBY 2
Biological process (GO): abaxial cell fate specification; multicellular organism development; cell fate commitment
Cellular component (GO): nucleus
Source: RefSeq, a predicted model, not a curated record
AACCACAUUAGUCUUUUCAGAUUUUUUGUACACUUCCUUCACCCCCUCACCCCUCUCUCUCUCUCUCUCCUCCUUCCUCUUUCUUCUUUGCUUGCCCUUUUCUUUAAUUUUUAUUCUUCCAAAAUCAAAAUAGUUCCUCCUCUGAUCUCAUUGGGAUAACUUUAAGUUUCCUUAUAUAAAAACCGAACAAGAAGAGAGAUAUAUCACUGAAGAGAAUCCACACACACACACACACAAAAAAAAAAUGUCUGUGGAUUUAUCAUCUGAGCGUGUGUGCUAUGUCCACUGCAGCUUCUGCACCACGAUUUUAGCGGUAAGUGUACCAUACGCAAGCUUGUUCACACUUGUGACGGUGAGAUGUGGCCAUUGUACCAAUUUGCUCUCCCUCAACAUUGGAGUUUCGCUCCAUCAAACCUCACCUCCUCCCAUUAAUCAAGAUCUUCAGCCGUAUAAGCAGCACAUAACCUCUUCGGUAACAAGGAAAGAUUUUGGAUCAUCUUCUAGGAGCACCAACAAUAUAUCCACCACAUUGUCCGAAAAUAUCGACAGGGAUGCUCCUAGAAUGCCUCCUAUUCGUCCGCCGGAGAAAAGACAACGCGUCCCUUCGGCAUACAAUAGAUUCAUCAAAGAGGAAAUCCAAAGGAUCAAGGCUUGCAAUCCAGAGAUUAGCCACCGUGAGGCGUUUAGCACAGCUGCUAAAAAUUGGGCACAUUUUCCUCACAUUCACUUUGGAUUAAAGCUGGAUGGCAACAAAAAAGGCAAGCAAUUAGACCAGACAGUUGCAAGCCAAAAAUCUAAUGGCUAUUGCUAAAGCCCUUUCUAUAUAUACAUAUAUGCGUGUAUAUAUAUAUAUAUGCGAUAUAUGUGUAUGCUUUAUGUUUAUCUUUGUACGUACGCAUUUAUGAAUGUGUAAGCAGAGGAGCUGAUGAUGAUGGCAGUGAAGGCGAGGAAGAAGAAGAAGAUCAUAUAUAAACUUACAUAUAUAUAUAUAUAUGUAUACAUGUAUCUAUGUUCCUUUCUUUUUCUUGCGCAGAAUUCAGCUAUAACUUCGUUGCUUUAUUCUCCUAAUAAGUGUAAGUCUUUUAUGAUUUUCACAUUUGAACCUAAGUAUUUAGAAGAAUCUUCUUUACGAAGAUUGUAAUAUAAAUUUCCACUUUACUCAUU